UCCUUAUUAUCUCGCGAUAACUUCACAUCAGUGGCGGCUGUGUGGCCCCCUGUCUUAGUCCGGACGGAGUUGUUUCUGACGUUUGAAUGAAAAACAGUGCAAAUUACCUCCACUUUGGACCCAGGAAAUAAUGGCUUCAGCCUUGGAGCAGUUUGUGAACAAUGUGCGGCAGCUCUCCGCUCAAGGCCAGAUGACUCAGCUGUGCGAGUUGAUCAACAAGAGUGGGGAGCUGCUGGCCAAAAAUCUGUCCCACCUGGAUACGGUGCUGGGGGCCUUGGACAUCCAGGAGCACUCCCUGGGCGUGCUGGCUGUUCUAUUUGUGAAGUUCUCCAUGCCAAACAUCCCUGACUUUGAGACGCUCUUCUCCCAAGUUCAGCUCUUCAUCAGUACCUGCAAUGGGGAGCACAUUAGAUAUGCAACAGACACUUUUGCUGGUCUCUGCCACCAGUUGACAAACGCCCUUGUAGAGCGGAAACAGCCAUUGAGGGGUGUUGUCGUCCUAAAACAGGCAAUAGACAAAAUGCAGAUGAACACAAACCAACUUACCUCAGUUCAUGCAGACCUGUGUCAGCUGUGCUUGUUAGCAAAGUGCUUCAAGCCCGCCCUGCCCUUCUUGGAGUUGGACAUGAUGGACAUCUGUAAGGAGAACGGAGCCUACGACGCAAAGCACUUUUUAUGUUACUACUACUAUGGUGGCAUGAUCUACACGGGCCUCAAAAACUUCGAAAGAGCACUGUAUUUUUAUGAACAGGCAAUAACCACUCCAGCCAUGGCAGUGAGCCACAUCAUGUUGGAAGCCUAUAAGAAAUACAUCCUGGUGUCACUCAUUCUCCAUGGCAAAGUGCAGCCCCUGCCCAAAUACACCUCACAAAUAGUAGGGAGGUUCAUCAAGCCCCUGAGCAACGCAUACCACGAGUUAGCUCAGGUUUACACCACCAACAACCCAGCCGAGCUCCGCAUCCUGGUCAACAAACACAGCGAGACCUUCGCACGAGACAGCAACACAGGCCUGGUCAAACAGUGCCUCUCCUCCCUCUACAAGAAGAACAUCCAGAGGUUAACAAAGACCUUCCUGACGCUGUCUUUGCAAGACAUGGCAAGUCGAGUUCAGCUGUCAGGCCCCCAGGAAGCAGAGAAAUACGUCUUACACAUGAUUGAAGAUGGUGAGAUCUACGCUAGCAUUAACCAAAAGGAUGGCAUGGUCUGCUUCCACGACAACCCCGAAAAAUACAACAACCCAGCAAUGCUCCACAAAAUUGACCAAGAGAUGUUGAAAUGUAUAGAGCUGGAUGAGAAACUAAAGUCUAUGGAUCAAGAAAUCACAGUUAACCCACAAUUUGUGCAGAAGAGUAUGGGAUCGCAGGAGGACGAUGUUGGUAGCAAAACAUCAAGUUAUUCCUGAGGGGCCUUGGACAGGGAAAGAACGCUGCAGCCGCCCAACACGUUCUUCCCAGGAUGAGUUGGAUUUUUUUUAAAGAGGAAAACAAACAUUCUAUUGCAUAAGGACAUUGGUCAAGGAAAAUCUAAUUGUGUGGAAUGAUGAUAAAUUUGGUUAUUCUUUCUUCACAGUGUCUUAAGGAUAACAAAAGAUCCUUACAGAAAAGGAAAAAAGAUUACAAUUUUGUCAGUGUUUUAUUUAUCAAUGUUCAGGUUGGAGCGCCACUGCUACAUUAACAGAAACCACAAUAAUAAAAACUGGACUUAUUUGUUCCAAACAUA
Molecule: messenger RNA, 1719 nt
Organism: Morone saxatilis (striped sea-bass)
Lineage: Eukaryota; Metazoa; Chordata; Actinopteri; Moronidae
Gene: cops3
Product: COP9 signalosome subunit 3
Exons: 12
Coding region: 131-1402 (423 amino acids)
Biological process (GO): ubiquitin-dependent protein catabolic process
Cellular component (GO): COP9 signalosome
Source: RefSeq, a predicted model, not a curated record